Messenger RNA from Folsomia candida, 646 nucleotides. RefSeq lists its product as uncharacterized. Lineage: Eukaryota; Metazoa; Arthropoda; Collembola; Entomobryomorpha; Isotomidae. The coding region runs from base 87 to 536 and encodes 149 amino acids. The record is from RefSeq and is a predicted model, not a curated record. The transcript is spliced from 3 exons.
GAAACGCUAAGGUCCUUAUUGGUAGUUCAAAACAAUAAUACUUUUCUUCUCAACGUGUCGUGGUGUCACUCUUUUACGAUUUUAUCAUGGCGCUUCCAUAUGACAGCUUCAAACACGAGGUCAAGGAAAUCAUAAUUAUGGCUAUCCUCCUCACAGCAGUUGACUUCAUCGGGAUGAAAGAAGAGUACACAGAGAUCGUCAAAUUUGUAAUGUUGGCCUACUACAUCGUUGAAUGGGCCUUUAUCAUGUUCAUGAGGUACUAUUAUCAGAAUCCAUUUCCGCUUUGGAUGGAAAUUCAGACAAGUCUGCUCACGGAUUGUUCCCUGAUGAUAAGCGCGUUUGCCGUUCUCCAAAUCUUGACUGCUGCAACCAACAAUUUCGCAUCGAACAACAAAGCUACGAAAUUUUCAGAGGAAAACCUGAAUCAGAUAGCACUCAUCGUCUUCCACUUUUGCACAAAUAUGCUGAAAAACGUGUUUUCCUCAUCUGCCAUGAGAUGCAAGACAAACUUUCUUUUGGCAAUGUUCUGGGGGUAAAGGCACCUGGUAAAGGAAUUGGUAAAUCAUGUAGUAAUCAGAAAAUCCAGGCAAAUUGAUUGUAUCCGGAAGUAAAAAUAAUGUAACUGACUCAAAAUGACACUGUAAAU